AAGGACUGGGAUCGCUGGGUUUCUCUAGGACUACUAGCAUAUAGGUCCUCUAAGCAUAAGAUCACUAGUUUCUCUCCUGCGGAGUUAUUUCUAGGACGGGAAUUAAGACUACUGUUGGAUCUUCUCCGUGGUCAACCCCCGAGGUCUCAGGAUGCUCCGUCGGGCAUAAAUUAUUUAGAUGGUUUAAAGGAGAAGAUGAAUUUAUCUCAUGAUUUAGCGAGACAACGUAUGGAGAUAAAAUCCGAAAGAACUAAGGCGUUUUAUGACCUUAGGGAUAGGCAGUUGUGUUUCGAGCCGGGACAGAAAGUCUGGUUGUAUAAUCCUCGUAGAAAAUUAGAUAGGGCUCCUAAGCUUCAAAGCAAUUGGGAAGGACCAUAUGAGCAAAUAAAACUAAUAUUGCAGGAUAACAAAUACGAUGUAGGUGGUGGUCACAAAUUUGAUAGUCUCAGUGAUUUAAUAGAGCACUAUAAACGAAAUCCAAUGGUUGAAACAAGUGGGAGCGUUGUUCAUCUUCGACAACCAUUUAAUGCAACGCGUAUUAAUGCUAGUAGUAUCGAAAGUAGAGUUAGACAAUUACACAAAGAAAAUGGUUGCUCCAAUGGUUGGCUGUGUUGGAAUGGAACUAGUGGAAUCAGUGAGGAUGGAGCAGGUCGUAGCAAAGGAAAAGCUGGUUUUUGGGAAGAAUUUGAAUCAUUGCAGCAACAAGAAUGCCGACAUAUGUUUUCAAGAAAAGAAGGUUUACGUCCAGAAAAUCGUGUCAAGAACCGUUACAAAAACAUUUUACCAUUUGAUCAUACUAGAGUGCAAUUAAAAAACGUGGAUUCUGAUAUUUCCGGAGCUGAUUACAUUAAUGCUAAUUACAUAAGGAACAAAGAAGGUGAUGAAACAAACACUACCGUUGACAAUGGUGACGAUCCAUCAUUUGGCAAAUGUUACAUAGCUACGCAAGGUUGCCUUCCAAAUACUAUACAAGAUUUUUGGCACAUGGUGUACCAGGAGAAUACUCGUGUGAUUGUUAUGACUACCAAGGAAAUAGAAAGAGGAAAGAAUAAAUGUGCGCGGUAUUGGCCGGAAGAAGGAGAAACUUCCGAAUAUGGUAACGAAUGGAAAGUACGUGCUGUAUCUCGAACUUCAACCGCUGAUUAUACACUGCGCGAAUUUCUUUUACAAGGAACCAAACCGGAGUUUUCCGAGUCCAGAAGAAUUUAUCAUUACCACUUUCAAGCAUGGCCUGAUCACGGUGUUCCAUCAGAUCCUGGUUGCGUGCUGAACUUUUUACACGAUGUAAAUGCCAGGCAAGAAUUGAUUGCGGCAUCUUUGGCUCCAAAGGAUCAGGAUGAACCGUGCAUAGGACCAAUUCUCGUCCACUGUAGUGCUGGAAUUGGUAGAACUGGUACAUUUAUCGUUAUCGACAUGAUUUUAGAUCAAAUUAAACGUCAUG
This is a messenger RNA of Wasmannia auropunctata (little fire ant), 1441 nucleotides long. RefSeq names its product tyrosine-protein phosphatase non-receptor type 11-like. Gene Ontology annotation, molecular function: protein tyrosine phosphatase activity. The record is from RefSeq and is a predicted model, not a curated record. NCBI's taxonomy places the organism in Eukaryota, Metazoa, Arthropoda, Insecta, Hymenoptera, Formicidae. The annotation marks the transcript as partial. Gene Ontology annotation, biological process: protein dephosphorylation. The transcript has 6 exons.